This is a messenger RNA of Equus quagga, 2244 nucleotides long. RefSeq names its product 5-hydroxytryptamine receptor 5B. Gene Ontology annotation, biological process: adenylate cyclase-activating adrenergic receptor signaling pathway. Gene Ontology annotation, cellular component: plasma membrane. The record is from RefSeq and is a predicted model, not a curated record. The transcript is spliced from 2 exons. NCBI's taxonomy places the organism in Eukaryota, Metazoa, Chordata, Mammalia, Perissodactyla, Equidae. Gene Ontology annotation, molecular function: G protein-coupled serotonin receptor activity. Bases 966 to 2075 code for a protein of 369 amino acids.
AGUCCAACCCUGGGUAUGAAGAACCAGGAGACAGAGACUAUAGUCGGGAAUAUCAGCAACAGCAAGGCGGGGUGGGGCGAGCACGGGUGUGCUGCGGGCUGGGAUGUGAUGGGGCAGGGUUGGGGACGGCAGGGCGAGGAGGUUGUAAUCCCUCCCUCUUCCAGGCCUCUGCCAAACUCUUAGACGCCGCAUUCGUUCCGCCUGGAGCCACACAGUGAGCUGAAGGUCCAUGAAGCCCUGGGGGCAGAAGGGCUUCGAGUGGAGCGGCGGGAUGGAGCAGGCUUUAGGGGCGUCCUGUUUCCCUACCCAAUACUGGAGUCUCCUAAUUCAGGUACGAGUAUGCAGGAUCAAGAUGUGGGGAAACAAGAAACCCUCUGUCCGGGAGGGGGCGGGCCUAACCGUGCCACCAGGCCCAUCGGAGAGAUCCAGACGGAGUUCCCACGCGAUUUGAACCUUCGCCGAGACCACCGCAGUUCGUGGUCCUCUCCGAGAGCACGGCGGAGGCGGGGAAGACGCCCGACCGCGUGAAGGGCGGGCUGCCAUCCGCAGGUUCUACAGACCACCACCGCCCACCCCGCCGCCGGGCUGGAGGUGGGAGGGGGGCAGCUCUCCAAGCCCGGCCCUGCGCGGACUCUGGGCUGCGCUCUCGGAUUCCCAGCCCCAUGACAGCCGGUUGCUCUGGGGAUGGCGAGGAGAGGUGGGCGGCACUGGCGCGCCGAGCCUAGCUGGACUCCUGAGGGGUCCCACUCUGUUUUUCUCCACUGGAAAAGAAGUCUACGAAGGCGCCAGGCAGAGGCGCCAAAGGGGAACUAAGGCCCAAGGGAGGACCAGGGUAGGGCGACCUGAACCCCUCUAAGCCCUCCCCGGGCACGCAGUGCCCCUCCCACGAGGCCACCCGCCCCGUCCUUGCCGAGCCCCGGGGCUGCGCGUGCGGUCCCUACUUGGGAGCCGGCGCGCCGGGAGCCAUGGAAGCAGCGAACCUCUCGGCGGCCGCCACCGGCGUCGCCCUCCCCUCUGGACCCGAGGCCUCCAACAGCAGCCCAAGCCCCGGCGCGGUCGUCAGGUCGACCCCAGGCGGCGCUGCCCUGCCUGGCCGACAGCCGCCCUUCUCAGUCUUCACGGUGCUGGUGGUGACGCUGCUGGUGCUGCUGAUCGCGGCCACUUUCCUGUGGAACCUGCUGGUUCUGGUCACCAUCCUGCGCGUCCGCGCCUUCCAUCGUGUGCCACAUAACUUGGUGGCCUCGACGGCUGUGUCAGACGUGCUAGUGGCAGCGCUAGUGAUGCCACUGAGCCUGGUGAGCGAGCUGUCGGCCGGACGACGCUGGUGGCUGGGCAGGAGCCUGUGCCACGUGUGGAUCUCCUUCGAUGUGCUGUGCUGCACCGCCAGCAUCUGGAACGUGGCGGCCAUCGCCCUGGACCGCUACUGGACCAUCACGCGCCACCUGCAGUACCCGCUGCGCACCCGCCGCCGCGCCUCCGCGCUCAUGAUCGCGCUCACCUGGGCGCUCUCGGCGCUCAUCGCCCUCGCGCCGCUGCUCAUUGGCUGGGGUGAGGCGUACGACGCUCAGCUCCAGCGCUGCCAGGUGAGCCAGGAACCCUCCUAUGUCGUCUUCUCCACCUGCGGCGCCUUCUACCUGCCGCUUGGCGUGGUGCUAUUUGUCUACUGGAAGAUCUACAAGGCGGCCAAGUUUCGCUUCGGCCGCCACCGCAGGGCUGUGCUGCCGUUGCCGGCCACCGUGCAGGUGAAGGAGGCACCUCACGAGGCUGAGAUGGUGUUCAAGGCGCGUCGCCCGACACUGACCUUUCAGGAAAGUGGAGACUCGUGGUGGGAGCGGAAGGAGAAGCGGGCGGCCAUGAUGGUGGGCAUCCUCAUGGGCAUGUUUGUGCUGUGCUGGAGCCCCUUCUUCCUCACAGAGCUCAUCAGCCCCCUCUGCGCCUGCAGCCUGCCCCCCAUCUGGAAAAGCAUCUUCCUGUGGCUGGGCUACUCCAAUUCUUUCUUCAACCCCCUGAUUUACACAGCAUUUAGCAAGAACUACAGCAACGCCUUCAAAAGCCUCUUCACCAAGCGGAGAUGAACACAAAGCUUGGAAAGACUGUGGGUAGAGUUGUGCGGAGGGAACUUGUGUUUCUCCCCCUUACCAGUGAUGCGCGAGCCUUCCCCCCACAGCUGAGAAUUAAUGACAUCUGAGAGCCAUACCACUGGGCCUGGACUGUAGGUGCAGCAAUGCCAAAGGCUCUUCAGAA